UCCUCCGUUCUCUAUCCCGGAAGUUGACGCAGCGCGACAGAGCUGGGACUGUUUGGCUGCGGAGCAUCCUUUCAGGUGGUUCGCGCUGGGCCUCCUGGAACGCCAAGAUGCCUCUGGCUAGAGAUUUAGUGCAUCCAUCCCUAGAGGAUGAAAAGAAGAAACAUAAAAAAAAACGCCUGGUUCAGAGUCCAAAUUCUUACUUUAUGGAUGUCAAGUGUCCAGGCUGCUACAAGAUCACCACAGUCUUCAGUCAUGCUCAGACAGUGGUUCUUUGUGUAGGCUGCUCAACUGUGUUGUGCCAGCCUACAGGAGGAAAGGCCAGACUCACAGAAGGUUGCUCAUUUAGAAGAAAGCAACAUUAAUGACAUUCAGCUUCAUGAACUGGACAUAAUGUAUAUCUCAGAAAGCCUUAUCUGUUCGGCAAUCCAAGCAAAUAAUUAAAUUUGACUUCGUAAGGUAUAUAACAAUGGUCUCCUGUUUUGGAGUCUGUUUUACAUUAAAAUUUUAAUUACAUGCAAAA
Molecule: messenger RNA, 520 nt
Organism: Antechinus flavipes (yellow-footed antechinus)
Lineage: Eukaryota; Metazoa; Chordata; Mammalia; Dasyuromorphia; Dasyuridae
Gene: RPS27L
Product: ribosomal protein S27 like
Exons: 4
Coding region: 108-362 (84 amino acids)
Biological process (GO): ribosomal small subunit assembly; translation
Cellular component (GO): ribosome; cytosolic small ribosomal subunit
Molecular function (GO): structural constituent of ribosome; RNA binding
Source: RefSeq, a predicted model, not a curated record